This is a messenger RNA of Morone saxatilis (striped sea-bass), 4208 nucleotides long. RefSeq names its product ecto-NOX disulfide-thiol exchanger 1 (gene enox1). Gene Ontology annotation, biological process: ultradian rhythm. Gene Ontology annotation, molecular function: protein-disulfide reductase activity; RNA binding. NCBI's taxonomy places the organism in Eukaryota, Metazoa, Chordata, Actinopteri, Moronidae. The record is from RefSeq and is a predicted model, not a curated record. Gene Ontology annotation, cellular component: external side of plasma membrane; plasma membrane.
ACAGACACACACACAGAGAGACACACAGAGAGACAGACAGGAGUCUCCGGCUUCACGCACACCGGGAUUUAUUCACGCAGAGAUUCCGGAGCAUCAGUCGGAUCCCGCACCGUGUGAACCGGCGCCGUCAGCAGGGAGCCGACCUCCAACAGUGGAUCUGACUGGAUGAACCCGUCUGUUCGCCCGUCCGUCCGUCCCUGCAGCAGCCAGAGGAAGGAUCUGAUGAGAGGUCUGCAGAGAGAGGAGAGAAGAGACGACCUGCUAUGGCCAGCGCAGCUGAUGGUGUAGGCAGUCUGGGAGCUGAGCAGAACCACCUGAGCGUCCCUGUCACUGAUCAUGGAGCCUGGGCCACGGCCAUGAACAACCUGGGCAUCAUGCCAGUGGGCAUCAGUGGGCAGCAGCUGGUUUCAGACUCUCUGUGCAUCCAGAGGUUCGACCCCGGGCUGGGCCUCAUCGCACCCAUAAACCCCAUGAUGGCGGGCAUCAGCCUGGUCCCUCCACCGCCCGUCCCCCCCGACAUGCCAGUCAUCAAGGAGAUUAUCCACUGCAAGAGCUGCACCCUGUUCCCCCAGAACCCCAAUCUGCCCCCGCCUUCGACACGGGAGCGCCCACCCGGCUGUAAGACGGUGUUUGUCGGAGGUUUGCCGGAGAACGCCACCGAGGAAAUCAUCAGGGAAGUGUUUGACCAGUGCGGGGAGAUCAUCGCCAUCCGCAAGAGCAAGAAGAACUUCUGCCACAUCCGCUUCAGUGAGGAGUUCAUGGUGGACAAGGCUAUUUACCUGUCAGGGUAUCGGAUGCGUAUCGGAUCCAGCACUGAUAAAAAGGACUCGGGGAGGAUCCACGUGGACUUCGCCCAGGCCAGAGACGACCUGUACGAAUGGGAGUGUAAACAGCGUUUACUGGCCAGAGAGGAAAGACACCGCCGUAAGGUCCACGAAGACCGACUGCGGCCACCGUCUCCUCCGCCCAUCGUGCACUACUCUGAACACGAGGCGGCGCUGUUAGCGGAGAGACUGAAAGAUGACCACAAGUUCAGCGAGGCCACGGCGGUGCUGUUCACCUGGAUCGACCGCGGCGAGGUCAACCGCCGCACCGCCAAUCACUUCUACUCCAUGAUCCAGUCAGCCAACAGCCACGUUCGGCGGCUGAUGGGUGAGAAAGCUCAGCACGACGAGGAGCUGGAGCGCGCCAAGGAGCUGUUCAAGAACGCCCUGAUGGCCAUUUUGACGCAGUUCGAGCAGAUCACCACCGUUUUCACCGCCGCCACCAGGCAAAAGGCAUUGGGACAUUCUCAAAAAGCACAGCGCAAGAACAUAGACAUUGGGCAAGCAGUGUGUCAGGAGCUGAGGAACGCCCACAGCGAGGAGAUCAUGGGCAUCCGGCGGGAGGAGGAGAUGGAGAUGUCUGACGACGACUCUGAUGAGAGUCCCUGUAAGAGGAUGCGGAGCUCAGAGAACGGAGCGUACGAUCAGACCCAGGCGUCUCUGAAGGAGGAGAACGACUCCCUGCGCUGGCAGCUGGACGCCUACAGGAACGAGGUGGAGCUGCUGAGGAAAGAGCAUCUGAGGUCCAACCGAGCGGAGGACGAGCACACACACACACACAGUCCGGAGGCUCAGAUCCAGCUGCUGCAGCAGAGCAUGCACACCAUGCAGCAGCAACUGCUGAGCCUGCAGGAGAAGCUGACGAGUAAAGAGGCCGAGCUGGAGCAGGCGAAGGAGGAGCAUCGCUACCUGGAGGGGGAGGUGCUCAGCCUAAGAGAAAAGCUGCUGAGCAGUAAUGUGGAGGCUGUGGAGGGAACCAAUGGAGAGCUACAUGAAAAGGGGAUGAACGGGUGUGUACCUUCACUAUACCACAGCAGAGAGAGGAGGGGUGAGGUCAUCAUGAGAGGAGGGGUUGCAUCAGAGAAAGAGGCUGUGCUGCUGGGAAUCAUAUCGACCUUCCUCCACGUCCAUCCGUUCGGAGCCAACCUCGAGUAUCUGUGGUCGUACAUUCAGAGACUGGACUCAAAGGUGUCUGCGGGGGAGCUGGAGCGCCUCAUGGUCCGUCUGCCCUCCAUGUUCAGGCAGGAGCUGAGCGGCGUCGGCGCCACUCUGGAAAAACGUUGGAAGUUCUGUGGAUUCGACAGCGUCGGGUCGGCGUGACGCAGAGCGCACACACACACUGAGAGGACACAGUGGACACAGGACGCCGCAGACAUUUAACCUGUGUUUGCGUGUGUGUGUGCGGACGGGGAUGUUGACACUGGAAUCGGUGGAGGAGAAGGAUCUUCAGACCUCAGAGACACAGUCCACAUCCCCGUGGACCCACAGUCUUCACUAACAGGGGUCUCCAAAACCCAAGUCUCUACUUGGAACUGGAUCAUGUUCCUGUGGCGUCUUUGGAGCUUUAAACACAGAGAAGCAACCUGCAACAGGAAGAGAGUCGGGCUGUCCCCCGAUUAGAGAUCGACUAGUCGUUUGUGAUGUUAAUUUAAUUCUUUAAAUAUCUUUAUUUUAACAGAAGUAAUGAGUCUGAAUGUGUCACAACAAAUGUCUUCAUCUUCAGAGUCAGAGUCCUGGCUGGAGCCGCUGUAAAUCAACUGACCUCCGUCGGUGUUCGACUGUGUUCGGUCCCGGCCGUGAUCCCUGGUAGGCCGCUGAGACCGCCUCCAUUGCCCAUCACCUGACUCUGACUCUGGUGCUCAUUACCGCCCCCCGUACUACUUUGACCUCCCAGAGUCCGGGUACAGUCAGCUAACAGGACUGCUAACUAACUAAUAGCUAAUUCCUGUGUUACAAGAGAAAAGGUCUGUGUUGCAACAAUCCUUUCGAUACAGAGUUUAACAUUGUUUUUCUGCGACUAUCUCACUGAUGAAGGGGGACAGCCUUAGAAGAGAGAGCAAGUUAUACCAAAGUUGAUCCUUUACACGUUUGGUUAUAAAGAAAAACUUCAUGCCAGACCUUCAUUUCAUUAAUUAACAAAACGGGACCACUGAUUUCUCACUUUGUCCAGAAACUGGGUGAACUUACAUCCUUGUGACUCUCCAGGGUUUAUAUGGAAAUGUAGCUCAAAGAAACUCCCACUGCAAAAAUAAACCAAACUACAGGAGUUUACACACCAACUCUGAUCGUUUGUACGUCUGUCAUUACGCACAGAAACCUUUUAUUGAGAUCACUGAGUCGGAUUUACUGCCGUUACAACAGACUCAUACAGAACUUUAAACCCAACAUACUAACUAGGAGAUUGUUUACAGUAGCUUUUGUAAAAAUGUGCGACUCAUGUUGUAUUUUUUUUUAGGCUUUUCUUUGUUGUUAUGAAAUUGUGAGAGAAAGUUAAAAUUAUAAAACAAAAAAAGUAUUUAUAGUAUUUAGUAUUUUUUUUAAAGAUAAUUCAUUUAAAAUCAAAGACAACUGGUUCCAGUGAGAAUACGAUCUUUAGUAGUUUGGUGACGUAUGCUGUGAUUGGUGAAAGUUGCAGCGGUUGGAUAAAGUUUUAAUGUCACAUAGAAGUCACAGUGAUUGGUUGGAUUUCCUGGAGGGACUAACCAUCAUCUCUAUCAUCAUAUAAACAUAAACUUUAAAUUAAAAGAACCAUAAAUACAUAAGCUAAAGAAAAUAUACCAUAAAGCCUUACAGAAUACUUUUUCCCGUCACAUUGGCAGAAAUGGGCUUCCGUAGGUGGUUGUACGGUCGAUGACAGUUUCAGAGUUGGUGUGUGAACAUGUGACCUUAUUUAUUUCUUAACACCAGACUGAAAAUAACUCCAGUCUGAAAACUUCCUGCAGAGAUCAGAGACAUAAAGUGGAGCAGUGAAAUGUGUAAAAAGGACAAUAUGAAUGAGGAUGGUGGUGUUUUAUGGUGGAUGAUAUGAGGAAGAGGAGUCAGCUCAAUCAUUCCACCUAAUUUAUUUCAUUAGAGUGUGUAAGGAGGCUGUGCAGCGAGGGCAGCAGACUGAAACAUUACUGUGUUUAAAUGUGAUGAAAAAGAAGAAUUUAGUUUCCUUCUGAAUGAGUGAGGAUGAAGAAGAGAGGAGCAACGAAGACUCUGACGAGGAGGAGACGCCACAGAUAUGUUGCUUUCUCAUUUUUCUUUUGUCUCCAAAGACCACCGUGCUGUACGUCCGAUUACAGAUGAUCAUUCAGUGGUUUUGUAUUGCACUUCCAUAAAGUUACCAGACUCAUUGUUUUUCUUAUUUAAAUAAAGUUGUUGUCAGCAGAGAUACUUUAA